UUAAAGCGAAAGAAAAGAGAGCGAUAUCGUUAAACGCGAGAAACGAAUCGCGAUAUUAUUUUGAAAAAAGAUUUUAGCCGUGAGUGUACGAACCGGAUAAAAUCUUCGAUCAAACGAUAUAAAGCGAUUAUGUUUUGUUACGCAAAACGAACGGCGAACCACGAUUGACUUUACGAUUGACUCCAAAGUCGAUAUUGCCACGUUAAAAUCGGAACUCGAUUCGACUACGAUCCCAUUUCGUGGAGUCGACUUGUUUUCCAAUCGUCGACGUUGCGAAAUUGUUCGAAAGGGAAAUUACAUCCUUGGUUUAACACGAUGACCACCGCAUCGAUUAACGACAACGUGGCCGAGAUCCGAAAAUUAAACCAAUACGUCGGAGCCUUCGUAGCAUCCCUCGGCGGUUUUGCGCUCGGCAUCUCGCUAGGUUGGAAUUCCAAGGCCAGCAUAGUGCUGAGGAAUUACGUCGAUGCCACUGCGACUGAAAUCGGGCUGAUCGGGGGCAUUUUAAACGGUGGCAUUUGCAUAGGGGCGAUCCUGAUACCGUUCAUUGUAGGACGAAUAUCCAGAACGAACAUCUUGUUCUGGACGAUGCCUGUUCUCAUCCUUACGUGGACCUUGAUGAUCAGCAAUCGUCGUCAGAAGGUAUUGUUAUUCCUGAUUGGAAGAUUGAUCUGCGGCAUCUGUGGCGGUGUAUCUUGCGUUUUGACGCCAAUUUACGUGGCUGAGAUAGCGAGCAAAGAAAUCCGUGGACGUUUGCUCGCCUUUUUUCAACUGCUAGUCAACUGUGGCGUGAUGUACGCUUUCUACGUGGCUCAUGCAAUCGACGAACAAAAAUCUGUAUGGAGGUACAGCGCAAUUUGUGGCCUCGCGUGUCUCUCGAUCGCCCCGACAAAAUUAUUACCCGAGAGUCCGCUCUACUAUUUGUCGAGGAACGACGAGAUCGGUGCAGAAAAAUCCUUGAGAUGGUAUCGCGGCGACACUUACGAUGUCCAGCACGAAAUCAACGAAACGAAGCGUCUCGUUCUCGCUCAUUCGAAAAAGUUCAGCCUACGAUUGUUAAAAAAUCGUCGAAUACUGCGGUCAAUGGCGACGUGUUUCGGAAUAAUCUUGGGCCAACAUUUGUGCGGCGUCAACAUGAUGAUUUUCUACGCCCUGAUGCUCUUCGAAACCACUGGUUCCGGUGAACUGACCGGAAGCGAACAGACGCUGGUCGUCGGCGCCGUUCAAAUAUUAGUAUGUCUCUUGGCCGCGUUCCUGGUCGACGUACUUGGACGUCGAAUUCUCCUCACCGUCUCUUCCCUUUUCAUGGGAUUGUUCCUCAUAUUGCUAGGUUGGUUCUUCAGUUUACGCGACAGCGACCCCGAAUACGACGACAUCUACUUCUGGAUGUCGCCCACUUGGAUCACUCUGAUCUUCGCCGCGUUCAACCUAGGUCUCGGGCCAAUUUCCUGGUCUUUGUUAGGGGACACGCUUCCGGAAGAGCUGAAGACCUCGGUCGUCUCGAUGGCGGUCGCGUUCGGAUGGCUGAUCUCGAUGAUGGGCACCCUGACUUUCGACGAGAUGAUCAUUUCCCUGGGCAGCACUAAAGUUAUGUGGCUCUCCGCGGCCAUAUGCUGGCUGAUCGCUUUAUUCUGCGCCAUCGUGGUCAAAGACAACACCGGGAAAAGUUUGAUCGAGAUACAAGAAGAAUUUCGCAUCGAGUCUAACGCAGGGUUAGAGGAGACCUGAUCCUUAUUCUCGAACAGCGAUGUAGAGAGAUCUAUUUCAAUGUGAAUUUUGUAUUUUGAAGCUUGGAUAUAGGGCGACGAGCUGAUUUCUUGUAUUUUAUUGGAACAAAUGGCACGCUGAGAACUGUGUUUAAUAUUUCGUAGUUACAAUGUAAC
Apis dorsata (giant honeybee) is the source of this 1883-nucleotide messenger RNA. Its product is annotated as facilitated trehalose transporter Tret1-like. Gene Ontology annotation, biological process: transmembrane transport. The transcript is spliced from 6 exons. The record is from RefSeq and is a predicted model, not a curated record. NCBI's taxonomy places the organism in Eukaryota, Metazoa, Arthropoda, Insecta, Hymenoptera, Apidae. Gene Ontology annotation, cellular component: membrane. Bases 316 to 1728 code for a protein of 470 amino acids. Gene Ontology annotation, molecular function: transmembrane transporter activity.